Emiliania huxleyi CCMP1516 is the source of this 993-nucleotide messenger RNA. RefSeq lists its product as hypothetical. Gene Ontology annotation, cellular component: cytoplasm; nucleus. Lineage: Eukaryota; Haptophyta; Isochrysidales; Noelaerhabdaceae. Bases 1 to 993 code for a protein of 330 amino acids. The transcript is spliced from 2 exons. The record is from RefSeq and is a predicted model, not a curated record.
AUGGCCUCCCACCGCAUCGGCGCCCGCGUCGCGGGCCUCUCGCCAGCGCAGCUGUGCGCCAUCAUCGAGGCGCAGGCGGGCGCGAGCGCCGCCGCGCUGCGCGUGGCGGAGGAGCACGCACGGCUCGUGGAGCAGCCCGAGUGGGUCCUCUCCGAGGUCCUCCUCUCGCCGGACCUCGCCCCGCACAUCCUCGCCCAGCUGCCGGCCAAGGAGCACGCCGCCAAGGGGACGAGGGCGGAGGAGGAGAAGGCGAGGCGGCGCGCAAAGGCGGCGGAGGCAACUGCAGCCAAGAAGGAGGCCAAGAUGAAGAACAAUAAGGCCAAGAAGGCGCCAUCUGCUUUCGCGCUCGAGGAGGAGCGGAGGGCGAAGGCUGCGGCAGAGGUUCGCGCACAGGAGGAGAGGGCGGCGCAGCUGGCUGCUGAGCAGGAGGCGGCGAGGCGGGCGGAGCGCGAGGCAGCAGAGCGAGCGGGUGCGGCAGAGCGGGCGGCGUUGCGCGAGGAUGCGGAGCUGGCAGAGGCGCUGCGCCGGUCAGAGGUGGAUGCGGAGGAGGCGCUGGCGCGUCGGGUGUCGCGGUGCGAGGAGGCGGUGAGCAGCGAGUCGACCGGCGGCGGCGGGGACUUGCCGCGGCGUGUCGAGCGGCUGGAGGCGAGCCUCGGCACGGCGACCGAGGGCAGCCUCGAGGAGCGGGUCGGCGCGAUCGAGCGCUUGAUCGGGCCAGAGGCGGGAGAGGCGGCGGAGCAGCAUCUGCCAGUCACCGAGCCGCUUGCUGCCGUCUCACUAGCCGACGCCGGCCUCGACACGGGGCGGCCGGCUGCCCCCGAGUCCACGAUGGGGGGAGAGACCACGUGCAUCGUGUGUUUCGCGAGAGUCAAGUCGCAUGCUGCGGUUCCGUGCGGGCACCUGUGUGCUUGCGGGCCAUGCUCUGAGCUGAUGCGAGAGUGCCCGUAUUGCCGCGAGCCAGUGAUGAUGUGGAUGGUUCCGCGUCCGGUCUAG